Molecule: messenger RNA, 1620 nt
Organism: Canariomyces notabilis
Lineage: Eukaryota; Fungi; Ascomycota; Sordariomycetes; Sordariales; Chaetomiaceae
Exons: 1
Coding region: 323-1522 (399 amino acids)
Biological process (GO): U6 snRNA 3'-end processing
Cellular component (GO): nucleus
Molecular function (GO): 3'-5'-RNA exonuclease activity
Source: RefSeq, a predicted model, not a curated record
GGCCAAUUGGCGCCAGUAUCUCUUGCAUGCUUUCGCAGUGAGCGCCGGUUCCCCGAGCACACCAGCAUUUUACGGCCGAGGGGAGCAUGGAGCAUGAGCCCUUGCAUAAGAAAAGAGAAACACGGCAGAACACGGCUUUCUGACGGCCGCGAUUGGCUGACCAGUUGAGCGUUUAGGACAGCAAUCGAUCCGAUUUUGGCCCGGGCAGCAUCGCAGCGAAACACGGCCAGGCCCUGGCAGGGCUGAGAGGGACCUUGACGGGCAUGGCGGGCCAGGAACGCAUUCCGAGAAAUCGUCAUCACGCUGCAAAAAAUCCCGUACGAUGCCUUUGGUAGAUUACUCCUCCGAAUCCGAUCCCGAAUCCGAUUCAGCCUCCACAUCGGCCCCUGACGCUACCACGGAUCCGCGUCCAAGAAAGAAGCCAAGACUAAGCUCAUCCCCACCCCAGUCCGGUCUCGGCCCCGAUCCCCAACCCGGGCCUGGUCCCGGAACCGGUCCCGACCCAACACCCCACCGUAACCAAGCACCUCUACCACCCCUGCCGGCCUCCUUCUACGACCUCUAUGCCUCCACAGUCCGCACCUCGACCCGCGACGAUCCCACCCUCCACCAAGGCCGCACCCGCCAGACGCCGCACAUCCCAGGCAACUGGCCCAGCCACAUCUACAUCGAGUGGCAUCCUCCUCCUGAGGUUCACACACUGCUCGCGUCCUUGGUAUCCUCCCUUCAAAAGCAGCAGCAUCAUUCCGCGUCCAACCUUGCCAAGGGCAAGUCCGACAGAGGGAAACCAGCUCCCAAUCCCGCCACCACCACCAGCGCGGACGGAGACGGAAAAGGGGAGGAUGAAGAAGAGGAGGAGCAGAAGGCCGCCGACGACGAGAAAGAAAAAAUCACCAGCUUCCUCGUAAGCCCCCUCGGCGCGCCGCAGCCGUUGCACAUCAGCCUGUCGCGGCCACUGUCCCUCCCCGGGACAGAGAAGGACGCCUUCCUCCGGGACGUGCAGGCGCGGAUCGCAGGCGUUCUUUUCUCCUCCCACUCCCCACCACUAAGCCUAUUCUGCAACGGUGUGGUCGAGUGGCACCGCACGCCCGAGAGCGGGCGGUCCUUUCUCGUUCUACGCGUGCGCCCGAGCACGAGUGACAAUAGACAUAAUCCCAACCCAGAGCUGACAGAGCUCCUGCGUCGGUGCAACGCGGUGGCGGCAGCCUACGGACAGCCCGAGCUCUACUCGUGGGCCGCCGAGUCAGGGGAUGAUGAUGACAGGAACGGAGGAGGAGACAGGAAGAUCGGCGAGGCGUUCCAUGUGUCAAUUGCGUGGUCGUUUGCCGAGCCCAGCGAGGAGUUGAGGAGAGUGACCGAGCAAGUAUUUGGGGAGAAAGGCGUCAGGGAGAGGAUUGAGCAAGUGCAGAUCCCCGUUGACGGCGUCAAGGUCAAGAUUGGAAACACGGUUACUCAUGUACCGCUCCCACAACCAGGGAGGAGGGCGAGCGGAAAGGGUAGCAGGAAUCUACUUGGAUUGUGAAGGAGAAAAGCAUGUAUAUACCCGUUACCAUAUCGGUCAAUAUGGAGAAAAGUUAUAUACUUGUGUAUAUGUUAUAUACGCGCUGCAAACCCAGACAA